AUGCUGAUCUUUAUUAUCGCGAUUCCGGAUCACUGGUGCCACGUUCUUCCCGAUCAGACGCACCUUCUAGCCCAGUCGGAAGCGGCACGCUUACUACCGCGCCAAGAUGACGCUCCGGACACAUGCUACCGAUAUAAUCUGGAUUGUACCAGCCUGAUCAAUCGCACCAAUUUAAAUUUGACCGGCCAUUCCGAACUGGGAAAAGUAGCGUGUCAAGCCUGGCAGUACAACCGUACCUACUACUACUACGCGCGUACCUACUACCACGACACCAUUGUGACCGAUUGGGAUUUGGUGUGCAGUCGGGACUUCUUGCCGACACUGGCGUUUCUCGUCAACACAGCUGGCACUGUUCUGUUACAGAAAGUUGGCACACCGCUGGGCGGAUUCCUCGCUGACCGGAUCGGUCGCAAGCGCACCUAUCUCUUUUCCUCUUCCUGCAGAUUCUCUUCUUCUCCGUAUCAGCCGGGAGUCCACGCGUCUUCUACGGUUUCUGGAUUUUUAUUGCUUUGACCUUCAUCCAAUGUC
Molecule: messenger RNA, 528 nt
Organism: Paramacrobiotus metropolitanus
Lineage: Eukaryota; Metazoa; Tardigrada; Eutardigrada; Parachela; Macrobiotidae
Product: solute carrier family 22 member 6-like
Exons: 3
Coding region: 1-513 (170 amino acids)
Source: RefSeq, a predicted model, not a curated record